AUGUCCGUCCGCCAUACGUCGUUCAGCACAGCACGUGUGGUGACAGCGUUUACUCUUUCCCGCAGAGCCCCAUCGGGCGGACCGCCACAUGAUUCAGAUGCUCGACCGGCAAACCUCAAGGUUGAAUCGGCGCGUGGGGUGUGGAGGGGGAGACCGCCGUGCUGGAAACAUAUGUGGCAACCAGGGCAGGGCGAGGUCCGAUCUUCACGGGCCACGCACAUCUCCCGCCCGAGAUGGUGUCGAUAA
This is a messenger RNA of Colletotrichum destructivum, 246 nucleotides long. RefSeq lists its product as uncharacterized. The transcript has a single exon. Lineage: Eukaryota; Fungi; Ascomycota; Sordariomycetes; Glomerellales; Glomerellaceae. The record is from RefSeq and is a predicted model, not a curated record. Bases 1 to 246 code for a protein of 81 amino acids.